Drosophila busckii is the source of this 1147-nucleotide messenger RNA. It is a transcript of the gene Stlk, whose product is annotated as putative serine/threonine-protein kinase STE20-like. Bases 60 to 1100 code for a protein of 346 amino acids. Gene Ontology annotation, biological process: protein phosphorylation. Gene Ontology annotation, molecular function: ATP binding; protein kinase activity; protein serine/threonine kinase activator activity. NCBI's taxonomy places the organism in Eukaryota, Metazoa, Arthropoda, Insecta, Diptera, Drosophilidae. The transcript has a single exon. The record is from RefSeq and is a predicted model, not a curated record.
UCUCAACGUCAAAUACUAGAAACAAAUUAAAACACAACAUACAAAACAUAUAAUAUACAAUGUUUAGCAAUAGUUUAGCUGAUUAUCAGUUCUUAACGCCCGCAUUUAAGCUUGGCCAAUUCAACGCUGUAUACAAGGCUAAUUAUUUGCCAAACAAUCGCGUAAUUGUUGUCAAAAAAUACUCGCUGGAACAGAAAGACGCUGAACUAAAGAAACUAUUUACCGAGAUACAACGCUGUCGUCAAUUUAAGCACACAAAUAUAAUACAAAUACUGCAUAGUUUUAUAGGAGAUAGUGAUGUAUUUGUGCUGUAUCCGUUUAUGAACUUUGGCACGUGCCAAGUGCUCCUCGAGAGCGCAUUCCCAAUGGGAUUUCCAGAGCCACUGAUAGCAUUGAUAUUUAAGGAUAUACUAGCGGCACUGCUUUACAUACACAACAAUUACUUUGUGCAUGGCGCAAUUAGAGCCAGCCAUAUACUAUUAGACAGCCACAAGGCAGUGCUAUCAAACUUUCGGGAAUGCCGCAGUUUUAUUCAACAUGGUCGCAAGAAAUCUGUGCUGCAUGAGGUCUCGCUGGAGGCUAACCUCAACUGGGCAGCUCCCGAGGUGCUGGACCAGAACAUUCAUGGCUACACAGAGAAGAGUGACAUCUAUUCGGUGGGCAUCACUGCCUGCGAGCUGGCCAAUGGCAUUCAACCGUAUUUGGAGACGCAGCCCACACUUAUGUAUACGGAGAAAAUACGCGGCAAUGUGCCCUCGCUACUAGACAGAUCCACUUACCCCAUGCUGUUGGAUGAUCAGGGCAAAAUGCCGUUUCAGAAUGCCACCACAAGGCGUGCCUAUGAGAUAUACAGCCAGCGUGUGUUAUCCGAUGAGUUCCAUCAGUUUACAGAGAUUUGCUUGAACGGCAGUCCGGAGAACCGCUGGAGUGCCAAGAAGCUAAUGACGCAUGCAUUCUUUAAGCAGUGUCGCCACAGUUGCAUUGCCGAUCACAUCAAGAAAUGUCGCUACGAGCUGGAGGAUAAUGGUGGACAGGAAUGCGUAGAGCAGGAAGAGCUGUCAGCUCAGUCGUAUCCAGCCGAAGUACAAUGGAGUUUUUAAUGUUAUUAAUAACUUAUUAAGAAUAAAUUUACAAAAAUUAUAACUUA